AAUUAUUAUAGUUUGUAUUUAUUUUAGCGAAAAAGAUUGAUAUCGAAGUAUUAAAAGAAUUGACGGUUACUGACAUCGACAAUCUCAUUCCAUUAGAGAAAUUUGGAGUGAGAAUAAAAUUUAGGCAACAGUUAUUUGCUUGGAAACGAGAUAAUGGAUAUGUUACACCGCUUGCAAGUACUGUUUCUGUGAGUGCAGAUCCAUCAUUUAAUGCAAUUGAAAAUUGGUUAAAUACAGUUCCUGUUGUUUUAGAUGAGGUAACAGGGUCCGAAAAUUGUGUUAAAUUGGACCUACUAAGCCUAAUGAAAAGUUCAGUUACUGGAAAAGUAACUAUCCAUAAUUAUAAUACGCAUAAAACAUUAUCUGUGAAUGAUAGAAAUACUGUCUCAACUUUAAUCGCUGAGUUUUGGUUAAACAACAAUAUUAAAGUGUCUCAUAAGGAAUAUGAAACUGCAGCUAACCAAAUAAAAAUCAAUUUUCCUUCUGAAGAUGAGAAAACAUACUUAAAUAGUAAAAAACAACGGGGAAAAUUAGCUGAAAAGUACUAUAGUCUUUGCAAAAAAUAUCGUCAACAAGGACUUAUAAAAAGUAGAUACAAUUUGAAACGAAAGGCAGUAGACGACAUAAGUUCGUCAACCAGUGAAUAUAAUGAUGACUUGGAAGGAGGGGAAAGUUUUGGAGAUUACGAAUGGUUACGGUACAAUACAGCACCCCCUAAUUUAGUAUAUGAAAAGUGGGGUAGGACCUUCAGGCAACGUAAGAAAGAUAUUGCUGGAGAUGUUAACAUUUUUGAGAGAUGGCCCAUAUUAAAGCAAGAAAUUGCUGUUUCUUUGAUUGAACUGGACUUUAAUAAAAUUUAUCCUGACAAAAACACAUUGCUCUUUGCAAAAUGGGAUCAAUUUGCUAUUAAAAUUAAACCUAUAUACUUACGAGAUAUUAAAGACAAAAGAUGCAAAUUAUUAUUAGAUUAUUUAGAAUCUCCGACAGUUAAUGAAGAUUCUAAACAUUACAUACUGUGCAUAAAUUUAAAUGCUUUAUUUAUUCCUCAUAUAAUAAAAAAGGGGAAAGAAAAACCAUAUAGACCAUCUAUUUUGGAUGCUCAAAAUUCUUUUGCAGUUCACGUUACGGAUAAAACGUAUGUACAAACUUACAUAGAAAAACGAAAAACGGAAUUAGAAUCGCAAAACAGGACAUUCCAACCCACCAUCAUUGUGGUAGGUGACUCUAUUCAUAAUUUGGUAUCUUUUUAUGUAUAUAUUAAUGAUGUCUUAUAUGAAUGCAGUUCAUUUUUAAAAGCUGUUUCAACUACAUUUCAGAUAUAUCAUGUUUUUAACCUAAAGUAUCCGUCUGAAUGUAUGCAAGUGUGGCAGUUUUUUGAAAAUUAUUUUUAUGAAUUGCCCAAUUUAACUAAAAUUAGUACAGCGCUAAAUGCAGUUAUAUCUGAAAUGAUUCGUUGAUCUGUCCUUCUUUUGUCAAAUCAUUGUUCUUAAAAUGAAAUGUUUUUUAUGCAAUAAUACAUUUCAAAAUGCAAGCGUGUAUAUGAACCAUUUAAAAUUAGUACAUAAGUGUAAAAACACUUUAUCAACAUUUUCAUGUACAGAUUGCCCACAAUCCUUUCAGUCUUUAUACUCAUUUAAACGUCAUAUUAACCACCAUUUAAACGCCCUUAAAAGUUGUGUCCAAGAUCAUAAAGUAGAUAAACCAGAUAGACCAUUACAACAAGAAAUAAGCAUUGUACCCACCGAAAAUGUAAACAAUAUUUUAAAUGAAUCAUGUGCAGGUUCUCUCAUAGAUCAUAGCGCAGAUAUACCUCAGCCAAUGUUAAAUUGUGCUGAUUUGGAAAAUGAUUAUUAUGAAAUCAUGAACCAAAUUAAUGGUUUUAUUAUUAAUCUUUUUGGCACCAUCUCCUUAAAUAGAAAAACUGUUAUACAAAUAGUACAGUUUAUUCAAAAUUUAAUUCUACUUCCUUUAAUGGAUUAUAUAAAACAAAAAACAA
This is a messenger RNA of Photinus pyralis (common eastern firefly), 1996 nucleotides long. RefSeq lists its product as uncharacterized. The record is from RefSeq and is a predicted model, not a curated record. Lineage: Eukaryota; Metazoa; Arthropoda; Insecta; Coleoptera; Lampyridae. The transcript is spliced from 7 exons. The coding region runs from base 303 to 1457 and encodes 384 amino acids.